AUGGCUCCCAAAGAUUACCCGCCCAUCCACCAGGUCGCGCAAGACUCCACGGAGCCGCGUGCCAAGGGCAAAAUCGUGAUCAUCACCGGCGCAAACUCCCUUCUCGGCAUUGGCCGUGCUUCGGCGCAUCAGUUCGCCCAGAACGGCGCCCGUGCCGUCUACCUAUGCGACUUCGCCGACGACCAUCUUGCUGCCCACAAGCAGGACCUCGACCGCCGCUUCCCGUCCGUUGACAUCCACGUCCGCAAGUUUGACGCAGCCGACGAGGCCGCCGUCCGCGACGUCAUCUCCGACGCCCUGCAGCGCUACGGCCGCCUCGACGUCUUCUUUGCGAAUGCCGGCAUCCUGGGGCCCCAGACCGUGUUCAGCAACGUCGACGCCGACGGCUUCAUGCAGACCUUGCGUGUCAACACCCUGGGCCCGUUCCUGGCGGCCAAGUACGCCGCCCCGGCCAUGCAAAAGACGUCCGCCGCCAAGCCUGUGGCCGGCGGCAGCAUUAUCAUGACAGCGUCCGUGGCUGGCAUGCGGUCCAACGCCGGGUCGACGCCGUACUCGGCCUCGAAGGCGGCCGUCAUCUCGCUGGCCCAGACGCUGGCGUUCCAGCUGGUCGGCACGGGCGUGCGCGUGAACGCCGUUUGCCCUGGGCUGAUCGAGACGGGCAUGACGUCGGUUGUGUUUGAGACAGCGAGGGCGCGCGGCACGCAGGGCAAGAUUGGCCAGCUCAACCCGCUGCGGCGCGGGGGCCACGCCGACGAGAUUGCGCGCGCGGUGCUGUUCCUGGGCAGCGACGAUGCGAGCUACGUCAACGGCCAGGCAUGGGCGGUCGACGGCGGCCUGAGCGCGGGCCACCCCUUCGUGCCAGCGACGGCCCACCUGGUCAGCACCGAAGCGCUGGAUAUACCACUGCCGGCCUUUGACGGCCCGUGGCAGCAUCGCAAACACCUCGUUGACCACAAACAUGCGUGCCGGCACACAGCCCCAGCCCGCCGCCAUGUAGAAGCCCGUCCACUCCACCCACUCCACAAAGUAGUGCGGGUACAGCAUGUACUUGAACAGCCCGGCCUCGGGGAUCUGGUAGUGCUUGCCCACCUUUUCAAGCGGCGUGCCGUCCUCCAAGGCUUUGCGCGCGCGCCGCUGUUCCUCGCGCCGCCGUAUCUCCCGCAGCUCGUCGUCGUGGUAGUAGUUGGCCGCCAGCCCCAGAUAGAACACGGCAAUGCCGACCACGAACUGGAGCGUGGGCCAGGGCGACAGCUGCGCGUCCCACUCGGCAGCCGUCGUGGGCCCGUAGGCGGCAAGCCAAGAGGCUAUGCUGGUCGCGUUGAAGAGCUGGAAGAUGAGGCCUGCGCACCACACCAGCAGGUGGAUGGGCGACAUGGACGGCGCCAUGAGCGGGUACAUGAUGGCGCGGUAGCUGUAGUGGAUGACAAAGAGGCCGGCGAGCACCUUGUUCUGCCAGGGCAGGUCCGCGAUACCCUGCUCCUUGGUGAGCGUGCCCAUAAUGUAGACCAGCGUCAGGAAGCCGGGGCUCUCCAUCGUCAUCCAGGCGAUGCGCCCGGGGAUGUUGAAGCGGCUGUCAACGGACGUCUUGCCCAUGCCGUACCAGCUGAUGAUCCAUUGCAGCGAGGGGAACUGACGGUCAGCGGAGAAUGA
Molecule: messenger RNA, 1650 nt
Organism: Sporothrix brasiliensis 5110
Lineage: Eukaryota; Fungi; Ascomycota; Sordariomycetes; Ophiostomatales; Ophiostomataceae
Exons: 3
Coding region: 1-1650 (549 amino acids)
Molecular function (GO): oxidoreductase activity
Source: RefSeq, a predicted model, not a curated record